UCAAAACUGAGAUCCCGCUAAAAAAUCCCUUUUCUCUAUCCAUUUCUUCACCCAAAAAUAUAAACCCUAAAAAAUUUUCCCUCACUUUCCCUAGAAACAAACAAGAAAACCCACAAGAAAUGAAGGGAGGAACAGUGCAAAUUAAUUGGCACGACACCAAACCAGUCCUCACCCUAGACUUCCACCCAAUCUCCGGUCUCCUAGCCACCGGCGGCGCCGAUUACGAUAUCAAGAUUUGGGUGAUAAAUUCAGGCCAAGCACAGAAGAAAAUCGCGACGGCAACUUAUCGUAAUAGCCUUUCCUAUCAUGGUUCAGCUGUCAACGUGCUCCGUUUCUCUCCAUCUGGAGAAUUGCUUGCCUCAGGUGCUGAUGGGGGAGAGCUGAUUAUAUGGAAGUUACAUUCCACAGAAACUGGUCAAACAUGGAAAGUCCUCAAGAACCUGUUAUUUCACCGUAAAGAUGUUCUGGACUUGGAGUGGUCUGCAGACUCUGCAUAUCUGAUCUCUGGAUCAGUUGACAAUUCUUGCAUCAUAUGGGAUGUUAACAAAGGUUCUGUACAUCAGCUAUUGGAUGGUCAUUUCCAUUAUGUUCAAGGUGUAGCUUGGGAUCCAUUGGCCAAGUACAUUGCUUCUCUUAGUUCAGAUAGAACUUGCAGAAUUUAUGUGAAUAAGCCUCAGACAAAGACAAAAGGUGCUGAGAAGAUGAACUAUGUUUCUCAGCAUGUCAUUACAAAGGCAGAACAGCAGAUGUCUACAAAAACACAUCUUUUUCACGAUGAGACGUUACCAUCUUUCUUCAGAAGACUAGCCUGGUCACCUGAUGGAUCCUUUUUACUUGUGCCAGCAGGUUCUUACAAAAUGUCAGCUGCAUCGGAAACAGUAAAUACUGCUUAUGCAUUUUCCAGAAUGGAUCUUUCAAGACCUGCAGUAAUGCUCCCUGGUGCUAGCAAGCCUGUUGUGGCAGUUCGUUUUUGUCCAGUGGCUUUUAACCUUAGGGGAUUAGCCUCAGCUGGGCUCUUCAAACUUCCAUAUCGCCUGAUUUUUGCUGUGGCAACUUUAAAUUCAUUAUAUAUCUAUGACACAGAGAGUGUUCCUCCCAUAGCAAUCUUGGCCGGUCUUCAUUAUGCAGCCAUAACUGACAUUGCAUGGUCAUCUAAUGCUCAGUAUUUAGCUUUGUCUUCCCGAGAUGGAUACUGUACUUUAGUAGAAUUUGAAACUAAUGAACUGGGUUCGCCCAUCUCCUCGGCAGACGAGAGGAAAGAUGCAGUCCAUCAGAACAAGAGCCCCGAUACGCAGGAACCAGAGUGCAUGAUAAUUGAAACAACGACAAAUAAUGGUUGUAUAGCAGAAGACAGUGGAAAAACAGUAGCAGCAAAGAAUGAAGGAAAGCAGCCAUCACCAGUCUCCAUAAGUACUCCCAUCUCAAAUAAGCCAGCCAAGAGGCGAAUCACUCCCAUGGCAAUUGAUCCACAGUAACCUAAAAAACUUUUGGUAGUCAAAAAACUAUUGUAUAGGAUGUCUCUCCUCUAUCUCGUUUUCCCAAAUGCGGAUGUAUGAUGCAAAUUGUUGCGGUGCAAAAUGGCCUCCCCCCCCCAUUUUUUUAUUGGUGUUUUGUCAAAAGUUUUGAAGGGACACAACACAACAGAUUUAUGAAAAACUGAUGUUAGGCUUUUCUAGGA
Populus euphratica (Euphrates poplar) is the source of this 1678-nucleotide messenger RNA. It is a transcript of the gene FAS2, whose product is annotated as Transducin/WD40 repeat-like superfamily protein. Gene Ontology annotation, biological process: nucleosome assembly; DNA replication-dependent chromatin assembly. Gene Ontology annotation, cellular component: CAF-1 complex; nucleus. The record is from RefSeq and is a predicted model, not a curated record. Gene Ontology annotation, molecular function: protein binding. Bases 120 to 1475 code for a protein of 451 amino acids. NCBI's taxonomy places the organism in Eukaryota, Viridiplantae, Streptophyta, Magnoliopsida, Malpighiales, Salicaceae. The transcript has 12 exons.